Molecule: messenger RNA, 3218 nt
Organism: Polyodon spathula (Mississippi paddlefish)
Lineage: Eukaryota; Metazoa; Chordata; Actinopteri; Acipenseriformes; Polyodontidae
Product: serine/threonine-protein kinase PAK 6
Exons: 9
Coding region: 162-2255 (697 amino acids)
Biological process (GO): protein phosphorylation; regulation of MAPK cascade; intracellular signal transduction
Cellular component (GO): cytoplasm
Molecular function (GO): protein serine/threonine kinase activity; ATP binding
Source: RefSeq, a predicted model, not a curated record
CGUGGAUGAGCCUGAGGGAAGAGCACAUUAGUUUUUUCAGGCAAGCAGAAGCCUGCAGUGAGAGGCGGCGUGAGGCAGCUUGCAACGUUCAUGCACUCACAACGAGUCCCUCCAGAGAGACACUCCACAGACAGAAAGAAGGACCUAUCCACUGCUGAAAAAUGUUCCGCAAGAAGAAGAAGAAGCGACCUGAGAUCUCGGCGCCAGUGAACUUCGAGCACCGCGUCCACACCUCCUUCGACCCCAAGCAGGGGAGGUUUGUUGGCCUCCCGCCCCAGUGGCAGAGCCUCAUCGAGACGCUCAAGAGGCCCAAGCCCAUGGUGGAUCCCUCCAGAAUUACAGACUUGGAGCUCAGACCUAAGAAGACCAUUGUGCGGGGAAGCAUCGUAGGACUAGAUGACUACAUCUCAGCGAUUAUAUCAGACUUGAACAAGAUUUCAGUGACCAGUUCCAAUUCUUUACGUAAGACAAGUCCCUCAGCAAGGAAGAGGGCCCAGUCUUUGGGCCGACUGGGGGAGGUCAAGGAGGAAGAUCGAUACGAGUACCAAGAUCCAAGCAUGAUGGGAAAAUAUGACUGGCAAUUCAGCUGGAAGGACCGAUCUCGAGAAUUAAAGAGUGAAAGCGGGAGUCCACAUCUUUUUCCAAAACAAAAUGCUUAUCGAUCACCCAAUGGGUUGCUGACUAGGGCCAAGUCAACUUUUGAGGUGUACAAGUCUUCUUUAGAGGACCAUAGACAACCAAGCAGUCUCUAUCGAGGUUUGUCCAAACAUAAUGAGAUUGUGGGCUCCACAGAAAGACUAAACUCCAGACAACCUUCUGUGGUGAAGAGGGAGAAGCCUGCAAGAAGCAGUUUCCCAGAAAAGAGACCCGUUUCCUGCUUUGUCAAUCCGGCUAGUCCCUGGCUUGGCGGAAAACACCAGGCCAGUUCAAGCCCAAGUACCCCAGAGCUGACUCCAAAGGAAAGGCUCUUGAGUAGGACACUGAACAGCCCUGGAAGACCACUGUCUUCAUAUGACAUGAAGACAGAUGUCAAUUUCCGACAACAUCUAGAUUUUCACCCAAAUGGCACCAGUAGUCCUCUUAUUUCUCUGACAAGGACUCAUAGGCCAGCUAGACCUGUUUCCAGCUAUACCAUCAGACAUUCUCCAACUAUGGUCCCUAAUCAUGUGGCGACAAAUAUCUCUCAGAAAUCAGCUGGCAGCUCCAAGCCUGCAACCCAGCGGCAGGAUAGUCCUUCUCAGGUCCGACCUUCUCCAACAGGGUCCCCUAAUAUCAGUCCACCACAGACUAGCUCGCCAUUUCUCAGGGCCACACAGAAUGGCUCGCCUAGCCCCAAAUCACCUCCUCAAGAUGCCCCCAAAGUGACCCAUGAGCAGUUUAAGGCUGCUCUGAAGAUGGUGGUAGACAAGGGGGACCCUAGAACAUACCUGGAGAACUUUGUCAAGAUUGGGGAAGGUUCUACUGGGAUUGUGUGCAUCGCUAGGGAAAGACACACCGGACGUCAAGUGGCUGUGAAAAUGAUGGACCUCCGGAAACAGCAAAGAAGAGAGCUGCUGUUUAAUGAGGUUGUUAUAAUGAGAGACUACCAGCAUAGAAAUGUAGUGGAGAUGUACAAAAGCUACUUGGUGGAAGAAGAACUGUGGGUCAUAAUGGAAUACCUGCAGGGUGGAGCUUUAACCAACAUUGUAGCUGAAACCAGGCUGAAUGAGGAGCAGAUUGCCACAGUGUGUGAGGCAGUGCUGCAGGCCAUGUCCUACCUCCAUUCCCAGGGAGUGAUCCACCGAGACAUCAAGAGUGACUCCAUCCUCCUUUCCCUCGAUGGACAGAUCAAACUAUCAGACUUUGGGUUUUGUGCACAAAUCAGUAAAGAUGUGCCAAAGAGGAAGUCCCUGGUAGGAACCCCAUAUUGGAUGGCCCCGGAAGUCAUCUCCAAAACACCGUACGGGACAGGGGUGGAUGUCUGGUCUCUGGGGAUCAUGGUGGUGGAGAUGGUGGAUGGAGAGCCUCCCUAUUUCAGCGAUGAUCCAGUGCAGGCCAUGAAGCGCCUUCGAGACCAGCCCCCUCCCUCGGUGAAGAACACACACAUGGCCUCGCCGGUUCUUAAGGAUUUCCUGGGUCGGAUGCUAACCAGCGAUCCAUUGCAGAGAGCGACUGCCAUGGACCUUCUGGAACAUCCAUUCCUGCUCCAGACAGGAACCUCACGCUGCCUCAUCCCCCUUAUCGAGAAGUACCGUAAACGCAUGUCAACCUGCUGAUAAAAGAAAGAAGCUCCACUCGCCAGCAGUCACUACAGGGGCAGGUUUGCUGCCAACAGUAGUUACAGGGGCAAGUUUGAAGCCCUCUCUGAUAUUGCCAGACACCCCAAAGUCUUAGAGAGAGAGAGAGAGAGAGAGAGAGAGAGAGAGAGAGAGAGAGAGAGAGAGAGCGAAAGAGUGAGAGCAAACGUGAAGCUGGGAAAUGGCCAUUGCAGGAACAAGUGCUCCCUGCCUGUGAAAAAAAACACUGCUGCCUUCUGGGGCAUUGACAUUCAUAUAUCAGUAUCUAGAUUCUGUUUAUCCCCACUUAGAGCAUUUCAAAGCACUUUACUGGGGUAUUACAGUUCUGGACAAAGUGCUGCUGUUGCAGUUAGGCAGAAUUGAAUGCUGGUUGUGUUUUUAGGGAUAUGCACCACUAAGCUCAAUUAAAUUCUCAAUUCAAACAGUUUUGAGAGGUCAAGACAGCCAGGUCCUGCAAAAGGAUGCUUUCUCAAGAUCCGCAGGCUUCCUACCAACAUGUAUUAAGUCAGUAUUGAAGGGCAGUGAAGGUUCUUCAGCUACUAAGCUUAAUUAUUGAGUAUCCCCCCUACUUUGUCCUACAUGUACCUACAGUACAGUCAUGCAUGGACUUAGAAACCAGUGUCAAACUGAAUGGACUGAAAAAUGUUGCGCUGAUGAAAUUAUACAAUGUCAUAAGAGGGAUGCUGUAGAAGGCUGGAACUCUACUGAAAAUGUAUAUCUUUACGACACUUACCAAAUAAUUUUACUAGGCAUUUCAAAGGUUCUGCACUAAGGGGCAAUGGUAACACAAAGGCAGCUACAAUUAUAUGAGCCAUUGGUUGAAUGUUACCAAAGUGUCCAGAGUUUCAUAUAUUUACAUCACAAUGAUACUUUAUACAUAAUAAUAAUCUUUAUUUUUAUAUAAUGCUUUUCAUAGUGGACCACCAUCACAAAGCAUUUUAC